This is a messenger RNA of Oncorhynchus gorbuscha (pink salmon), 1061 nucleotides long. RefSeq names its product solute carrier family 26 member 6-like. Lineage: Eukaryota; Metazoa; Chordata; Actinopteri; Salmoniformes; Salmonidae. The transcript has 7 exons. Bases 126 to 644 code for a protein of 172 amino acids. Gene Ontology annotation, cellular component: membrane. The record is from RefSeq and is a predicted model, not a curated record. Gene Ontology annotation, biological process: transmembrane transport. Gene Ontology annotation, molecular function: sulfate transmembrane transporter activity; oxalate transmembrane transporter activity; bicarbonate transmembrane transporter activity.
CUUCCUAGGGUUAAGUCCCUGAGACCGACAUCUACAGACCAGUGGAGAACUAUAAUCAGGUGAAUGAGAUCCCUGGUGUGGUGAUCUUCCGCUCCUCUGCGACUCUCUACUUUGCCAACGCGGAGAUGUACCAAGACGCCCUGGCAGAGAAGAGUGGGAUUGACAUCACCAAGCUCAUCUCCCAAAAGAAGAAAGCAGAGGCCAAGAGACUGAGGAAGGAAAAGAAAGAGGCCAGGAAAGCCAAGAAGGACGCAAAGAAGAAUGGACAGGAAUGGGAAGGCGAGCCAGACAGUUCGGAGAACGAGGUGGAGAAGGGUGUGGCCACAGUGGAGGAAGGGAGUAAACCUGACUCCACCCUUCCUCGUGCCAUCAUCCUGGAACUGAGUCCAGUCAACUUCCUGGAUACCGUGGGCGUCAAGACUCUACGCAAUAUCCAAAGAGACUACGGUGAUAUCGGUGUAGAGGUAGUCCUGUGUGGAUGUCAGACUGGUGUUGUUGAGAACCUGGAAAGUGGAGGGUUCUUCAGUGAGAAAGUCAGCAAAGCAUGUCUCUUCUCCUCAAUCCACGAUGCAGUGCUUCACUGUCAGACAGACAGGGCCAAGAUGAACAAAGAUGACGAGGAAAUGCAAGCGACUCAUUUCUGAAUACUGAGGGUAAUGGAGGCAUCUUACUGUAUGGGACUUGGGUACUUAUUAAAAAGUUCAGAAUACUUGACAUUCAUAUUAUGUCCACAUAGUUUGACACAGAAAGAAAGUAUGAAAGAAAGAAAGUAUCAAAACGAGACACAGAUACAAACACUUCAACGAGACACACAAACCUUGACAACCCCAGAUGAAUGUUAGCCUUGUACUCCAUGCAAUGUGCCAAGGAUGUACAUUGAAACAGAAUAGUAUUAUUCUAAGACCUUCCUAUAAGCAAAUAGAUACACACCUUUGGGGAAACUUUUAUAUUGAAAUAUAUUUACAUUUUCUGUGCUAAAUAAACUAUUGUAUAUGUAUUGUUUAAAUUGUUAACAAAUAAAAAAACAUCUAAAAACAUGUUUCUCUUCAUACCUAACUUUA